AUGCCUCCUCUCUAUUCUUCCAACCUCCAGGCAAAUACUCGCGACUCCCUGGAGCUCGCCUCCCUCGCCAGCUCCAGUCAAAUAGGCCCAGGCACAUCGGACACGGAUUCUCGACCCAGCAUCUCGUCCUCUCGACGGCUUUCUCUUGAGCAAGACGACCCUCUCGACUCCCACAACCCUGCUUCUAAUGCGCGACCCAACUAUGGACACGGCCGGUCCUUUUCAGUAUCCUCAGGCUUCGACAUCGCGGCCAACCUCUUUCCACUCUCAUCCACAACCGCCGGCGGGUAUGCUCCAAUAGGUGCACCUACAUCGUCAUCACAGCCGAACGGAGGCCUGGGUGGCGGGUCUCUCGAGAAGCACAAGACGUUGACCUACCUCAACGGCCUGUCGCUGGUCAUUGGCAUCAUCAUUGGCUCGGGGAUCUUCUCUGCGCCAAGCCAAGUCAACUCCAAUGUUGGGUCGCCCGGAGCAGCCCUGAUCAUCUGGGUCAUCGCUGGUGUUCUAGCCUGGACUGGUGCCAGCAGCUAUGCGGAACUCGGUGGUGCCAUCCCCCUGAACGGCGGUGCGCAGGUCUACCUCGCCAAGAUUAUCGGCGAGCUCGCUGGGUUCUUGUUUACUUGGGUCGCCGUGCUGGUCUUGAAACCAGGCAGUGCCGCCAUCAUCGCCAUUAUCAUGGGAGAGUACCUGGUCCGGGCCUUCAUAGGCGCCGAGGCAGAGACGAUAAACCCUUGGAUCAACAAGUCUGUCGCUAUCGUCGGACUCCUUGUCGUCACCUUUGUCAACUGUGUAUCCACCAAACUGAGCACCCGGGUGAAUGACAUGCUCAUGUUCCUGAAGUUCAUUGCGUUAAUCGGCGUCACGGUCACGGGUAUAGUCGUGGCAAUUACAGGGCAUUCUUUCUCCGGAUCUGCAAAUCUGGACUGGAAGAACCAUGAGUGGUUCGAGGGGACCAAUAAGAACCUUUCUGGCUGGGCCGUGGCCCUGUAUGCGGGCCUCUGGGCCUAUGAUGGCUGGGACAACACCAACUUCGUGGUUGGGGAGUUCCGAAACCCCAGUAGAGACCUCCCUCGGGUCAUUCAUACCGCUAUGCCCUCCGUCAUCGUUUGCUACGUCCUGGCGAACGUGGCGUAUUUUCUAGUGCUCCCCUUUGCGAGCAUAAACUCGACAAAUACCGUGGCUGUCAUGUUCGGCAACAAGGUUUUCGGACCCAUUGGCUCUCUCGUCUUUGCGCUUAUCGUGAGCGCAUCCUGCUUCGGCGCGCUGAACAGCUCGACUUUCACAUUUGGGCGUCUCACAUACGUUGCUGGUCGAGAAGGCUACUUCCCCUCCGUCCUGGGCCGCAUUGGCCUGUCUGCAGACUCGAUGGAGCGGGCUUCAUUGAGCACUACGCGGACGCGCAACUGGUUCUCAAAGAAGCUUUCGAACCUCUUCGCAGACGAAGAUACCGGCCUCUUCUUCACCCCCAUAUACGCGCUGGUACUGAAUGCUCUUCUGAUGAUCGCAUACGUUGUUGUGGGCGAGUUCGGCACUCUGGUCACGUUCUACGGAGUUGCCGGAUACACAUUCUACUUCCUCACAGUCCUUGGCCUCAUCAUUCUCCGGGUUAAGGAACCCCACCUGGAGAGGCCUUAUAAGACGUGGAUCACGACGCCCAUCAUCUUUUGCUGCGUCAGCUUGUUCCUCCUGAGCCGGACGCUAUUUGCUCAGCCGAUACAGACGCUGAUCGUAGUGGCGUUUGUCGUUGCCGGCAUACCGGUCUACUUUUGGCGCAUUAAGGGCAGAGACAAGCCGGCCAAGCGAGAGAUGGGCGAGUCUGGUGAGGGGAGAUCCAGCUGGUGGAAGUUCUGGAAAAGUAGGCAUUAG
Molecule: messenger RNA, 1866 nt
Organism: Thyridium curvatum
Lineage: Eukaryota; Fungi; Ascomycota; Sordariomycetes; Thyridiales; Thyridiaceae
Exons: 2
Coding region: 1-1866 (621 amino acids)
Biological process (GO): amino acid transmembrane transport
Cellular component (GO): membrane
Molecular function (GO): L-amino acid transmembrane transporter activity
Source: RefSeq, a predicted model, not a curated record